AUUUAGGAUUUUCGAUUGGGGAGGAGCGGGUUCAUUACGGCGGAUGAGCGGAGGUCGGUGCUGGCGGCGCUGGGGAUGAAGUGGGUGAAGACGCCGGAGGAGUACCGGAGUAUGAUCGUCAGGGUCGACUUAGGUGGCGACUCGGCGACUUCCGACAGAUGAUGAAAUGCUGCCACUUCGUCAAGAAAAGAAACAACCGAGGCAGUGGGCUGCUUGGACCCGUCAGGAGGAACGGUUCAGUUGUCGGAGGCGAAGAUCCACCACAUUGGCUUCGAUGCUCACCAGACUUUUCUCUCCCAGCCCAAUCUCCUCCACGUUCGCUCCCCAAUCAGGAUCUGCUCACUAUUAGACGUAGACGUUUGAAUAUCCGAAUCCUUAUGAGUUCUUAUACAACUGUGAGUAAAAUAUCUGGCUUGGUGUUCUGUUUCAAGAGUAAGGCAAUCAAUCAUGCAUUUAAAUUUAAUCUAUAUGAACAUCUUUCAAUUACUUCUGGUGCAAAAAGAGACAAGAAACCUUUAUUUAAAGCUUGCUUAGCUAACACAGAUGUUCACAGAUUAUUUGAUGCCUCUCAUAUUUCUGCCACAGGUGACAUGCAUGGACAAUAUCAUGACCUAUUGAGGAUUUCUGAGUAUCCUGAAAAGAUAUUCCUCUUGAGGGGAAACCAUGAAGAAGCCAAAUCAACUGUAUAUGUGGAUUCUAUGACAAAUAUAACUGAGCUCCCAAGGCCCACUGGCAUACCGUAUAAUGAUCUCAUGUGUGAUCUGUUUCGGUCUGACCCUGAUCCUAGGGCAAUGGGCUGA
Molecule: messenger RNA, 800 nt
Organism: Striga asiatica
Lineage: Eukaryota; Viridiplantae; Streptophyta; Magnoliopsida; Lamiales; Orobanchaceae
Source: the annotation of a GenBank genome assembly